Molecule: messenger RNA, 2670 nt
Organism: Seminavis robusta
Lineage: Eukaryota; Bacillariophyta; Bacillariophyceae; Naviculales; Naviculaceae
Source: the annotation of a GenBank genome assembly
UUAAAAUAAGGCUCAGAGCCAGCCACAUUCUCCCGCCAAUGACACACGCGAUUUCAAUUUGUUUCCCGCUCACUCUUUUCUCACAGUGACAACCCCAAAACCCCAAACUGUUGGAGUGGCAAUGGGAUGCCAAGGCAACGCUUUACAGGGAAGGAAUAUAUAUUGAAGGGACACAGGUUUUUGUAGUAUUGUUUGUUGCAGCAAGAUGGAGUCAAAAGUAUAGAUUUUAGCUACCGUAGUGCAGUGAACCCAAGGAUCGAAGAUUGAUUGAUUAGUUUGUUAGCCGCAAUCACUUUAGAAGACAGGUUUCUACGGUACUACCCCACCAUGAGAAUCAGUCCUCGCAAAGUCUCCGGGAAGCCUCGAAAUACUAGUAGUCUUGGUUCUGCCUCUUCUGGGCUUUGGAACUUCCUCCGUCGUAGACUAUUCCUUGUUUCAGUGGCCAUUGCUUGUUUCUAUGUGACAUUAUCCGGUCAUCUCUACAUGGCCAAUGAUGACCGCUAUCAGCAGCAGCACCAUGAGAAAACGAACAGCAAUCCAGACUACCUGAAAGAGAUUGAACAACGGACCGGCCACACGUAUGUCCCUGCAGUUGUGAAUUUUACAGGCUACCCGUUGACACGAGAGGGUAUGAUUGCUACCGGUGCUCAAAUGGGUCGAUCCGUGGUUGAGCGCUUUCAAGUCAAAAAGCAACAACCACAAAAAGGCAACACCAACAACCAUUGGUGGUGUCGACCACGUCCUGCCAAUCCUCCCGAAAAAUACUUGCAGCAACCCCGCAACAAUACGCAAAACCAAGGACUCUUUUUUGUCAAGACACCCAAAACGGCGUCGCAAAGCAUUAAUCGAAUCCUCAAACGAACCAUUGCUAGAGUCCGUGGUCGGACUGGUAGAACGUGCCAUUUGCGAGGACACCACAUACAGGGCGAUCCUGCCGCGUGGUAUGGUCAUCGACAUCAGUUUCACAGCGUUUUGCUCACAUCCUUGCGAGAUCCAGUGCCAAGAGCACUCAGUCGCAUUUGGUGGACACUCUCCACCAGACAAUUCACAUCCGCGGGGAUUGAUGUGGCCUUGCUGGAACAGGCAUUGACCCGAUGGACGGAAACUGAAACGGGUGUCAUUAGCAAUGGACAAGGUGGAUUUCAACUCAAUUAUGUGAGCUUUCCAGUGAUUCCUCCACAAUCGGCGUGGAAACCCAAUCAACCCUUUCAAGUUCAAGAUCCGGACCAAGUGCAUGGGUACAUUGAACAGGCUCUGCAGGAAUACGACUUUUUUCUGGUUCAGGAGCGCUUGGACGAAUCUCUUGUGGCACUCCAAUUGCUUCUCGGGUUGGAGACGGCCGACAUUCUCAGCAUGCCAUUGCACGUGGGAGGGAGUUAUCUCUACGAUCGGAUUGCUGGAUGUAUUGAAUUGGUGCCUCCUCCCAAACUCUCGGGGGAACAGCCCGACACGGUGUUGGUGCCGUUUUUGAAAAACUACUUUUCAUCCCCGCAAUGGUUGGCCCAGAACUAUGGAGAUUAUCUAUUGUGGGGUGCCGCUCAGGCAAGUCUCGAUCAAACCAUUGAGAAAUUGGGAUUGUCACGCUUCCAAACGGCGUUGGAGGAAUUUCACCAACUCCAAGAAGCCGUGAUGCAAACUUGUUCCCAACAAGUCGUCUUUCCUUGUUCGCACAAUGGGACUAUUCAGCGAGAAGACUACAAGCCAGGAAACAAGAAUGCCAAUGGAGAUCGGUACCCUCAAGCCGAUAUUGAAGCCUGCAUUGAUCAAGUGGUGGCAAAGCGCUUGCAGUCAAAGUGGCAAAACGCUUGAAGUCAAAGCAACAACCGCUGAACACGAUCUGAAAUGAAACGAAACGAAUGACCUGCGUGAUGGCGGCGUUAUGGGCGAUAUUUCCGACCCACCAACACACGAAGCUAGAGGAUCCUAGAUUGAAGUGCUCUUCUAUGAGACCGGCCCAGCGAAAGGGAGGGUCUAACUUUAAGGCGCCUCUUUCCACGCACGGUAGGGCAAACCUGAUAGGGGCAUCCCGGGAAACACACACGAAAACGUUAUCAUCAACCAGCGGUAUUGAAUAGCUAAAAGUUACUCUAUAGCAUCAACCGAAACAUCUAAACUACUAGCACCUACAUGCAACUAAUUCGAUUCGAUUCGAGAAUAUUGCACUUCUUCUUAUCCCGAACGUCGUCUUGCCGUGGCUACCCACAGAAAGGCGACAUUUGCCACAAUGGCCGCGGCAUCGCGCAAGAAUCGACGUCUCUUUUGUUGACUGGCUUUGAGGGUGGCAUUCUCUUGUCGUAAUCGUUGAAUCUCUUCCACCAAAACAUCCUCUAGCGAUUCUUCAUCUUCUUCUUGACGACGUCGCUUUCGUCGCAGUGGUCUUGUCUUGGGCCGUUCCGCCCCCGGCGUCAUGAGCCACGGAUUGCAAUGGAGGUAAUAAAAGAGGGCAUCCAAAUCGUGCGAAUGCUUGGCCAGAGCAACAGUCCAUGUAUCGCGGGUGUUGUUCGUCAUGAGUUCCUUUCGUCCUUGUUCGUUGAGGCGCAAAUAGAGUUCCAUUUCCGUGCGAUGUCCGGCAUCCAAACUAAUGUACUUGCUGGUAUCUUCCGAAGUGGUAAAGCAUUCCAACUUUUGAAGAGAAUAGUUGGUGCGCAGGGUAGUCACAAAGGCUUCUUC